UCCAUCCAUCUCCAAUAUUAUUUCCCUAACCUUAUUCAUCCAGCUGCUCAUAGACUCACAGUUUUUGAUCUUAUUUGUCUUUCUUUGUGCUUUGGCUGCUUAAUUCAUUCAAGCUCUCGCACAACAAUAUGCCAACCAUCAACAAUAUUUGCUUCGUUUUCUUUCUAACUGUGUGCGCCAUGGCCUCUCUGUCAUUGGCAUCAGCAUCAGCAUCACUCAAAGUAGGUUUCUAUAAAUCAACUUGUCCAUCUGCGGAGGCAAUUGUGAGAAAAGCUGUCAACAAAGCGGUGUCACGGAACCCUGGCUUGGCUGCUGGCCUCAUCAGAAUGCACUUUCAUGACUGCUUUGUUAGGGGCUGUGAUGCCUCCGUCCUGCUCGAUUCAACUCCGGGAAACCCAUCAGAGAAGGAAAAUCCAGCCAACAAUCCAAGCUUACGAGGCUUUGAAGUGAUCGAUGAGGCAAAGGCUGAACUUGAAGCUCAGUGCCCGCAAACUGUCUCAUGUGCAGACAUUGUUGCAUUUGCAGCCCGUGACAGCGCCUACAAAGCUGGGCACAUCAAUUACGACGUGCCAUCAGGACGCCGCGAUGGCAGGGUUUCACUUAAAGGUGAGCCGGACGGAAACCUCCCAGCACCUACCCUCAACGCCGAGGGACUCAAAGAAAACUUUGCCAAAAAAGGGCUUAGUCUUGAUGAAAUGGUGACGCUUUCUGGGGCACAUUCUAUAGGGGUGGCACAUUGUUGCGCCUUCUCAACUCGCUUGUAUGGUUUCAAUGCAACCCAUCCACAAGACCCUUCAAUGGAUCCCAUAUUUGCUAGAUACUUAAGGACUAAGUGUCCCCCACCACAAAAUGCUGAUGAUUGUGAUCCGACGACGGUGCCACUUGAUGUUCUUACACCGACAAGGCUGGAUAAUAAGUACUACAAGGAUUUGAAGCACCACCAUGGCUUAUUGACCUCUGAUCAGACUCUUUUGAGCAGCCCUUCCACGGCUGGGAUUGUGAGGAACCACGCAAGGCAUGGUACAGCAUGGGCUAAGAAGUUUGCGGCAGCUAUGGUGAAAAUGGGUUAUAUUGAUGUUCUUACAGGAAGCCAGGGUGAGAUCAGGAAAAACUGUAAGGUUGUCAACUAGAUUAUUUGGGUUUUUAUUGGUGAGAGUUGGGAUUUUUUUCUUUUCUUUUUCUUUUUCUAUUAUUUCAUUCUUCGGUGCUGAAUCAAGUGUAAAGCAAUUAUUUUUCAUAAGUUAUCAAGUGUGAAGCAAUUCUUUUUCCUAA
Alnus glutinosa is the source of this 1272-nucleotide messenger RNA. Its product is annotated as peroxidase 5-like. Gene Ontology annotation, cellular component: plant-type cell wall; plasmodesma. Gene Ontology annotation, molecular function: heme binding; peroxidase activity. The transcript has 2 exons. Bases 129 to 1130 code for a protein of 333 amino acids. Gene Ontology annotation, biological process: hydrogen peroxide catabolic process; response to oxidative stress. The record is from RefSeq and is a predicted model, not a curated record. Lineage: Eukaryota; Viridiplantae; Streptophyta; Magnoliopsida; Fagales; Betulaceae.